This is a messenger RNA of Pipistrellus nathusii (Nathusius's pipistrelle), 837 nucleotides long. The record is from the annotation of a GenBank genome assembly. NCBI's taxonomy places the organism in Eukaryota, Metazoa, Chordata, Mammalia, Chiroptera, Vespertilionidae.
AUGCCCGGAUAUCCUUUGCUGGAAACCCUCGGGGUUAAGCCUCACUUGCUCGUCCUCAACAAAAUGGACUUGGCGGAUCUGACGGAGAAGCAGAAAAUUUUACAACACUUGGAAAGAGAAGGCCUAAAAAACGUCAUUUUUACCAACUGUGUCAAGGAUGAAAACAUCAAGCAGGUCGUCCCAGUGGUCACGGAGUUGAUUGGAAACAGCUACCGCUACAACCGCGGAGAGAAUAUGGAAUUCUGCAUCAUGGUGAUUGGCGUCCCCAACGUGGGCAAGUCCUCGCUCAUCAACUCGCUCAGGAGACAGCACCUCAAGAAAGGAAAAGCCACCAGGGUGGGCGGUGAGCCUGGGAUCACUAGAGCUGUGAUGUCCAGAAUUCAGGUGAGUGAGCAGCCGCUGAUGUUCCUGCUGGACACGCCUGGAGUGCUGGCUCCUCGGAUUGAGAGCGUGGAGACGGGCCUGAAGCUGGCCCUCUGUGGAACCGUGUUGGACCACCUGGUUGGGGAGGAGACUCUGGCCGACUACCUUCUCUACACCCUCAACAGGCACCAGCUCUUUGGGUACGUGCAGCGCUACGGCCUGGGUGAGGCCUGCGAUGACGUGGCAAGUGUGCUGAAGCGCGUGGCCAUCAAGCUGAGGAAGACGCAGAAGGUGAAGGUGCUCACGGGCACAGGCAACGUGAACAUCAUCCAGCCCAACUACUCGGCGGCAGCCCGUGACUUCCUCCGGACCUUCCGCAGCGGGCUGCUGGGCCCCGUGAUGCUGGACCGGGACAUCCUGCAGGGCCUCCCCACCGCAGACCCCAGCCAGGCUCUAGGCCCCGGAGACGCGUAG